AUGGCAACUUGGUACAUACCCAAAUCAGCUGUUAGGUUUGGCGUAUUUGAGUUCCUCAGUAAUCAGAUGCGUGAUGAGUCAGGGCGUCUGGACAGUGGGCGGGGCCUGAUGUGUGGCCUGGGGGCAGGUGUCAUGGAGGCCGUGGUGGUCGUCUGCCCCAUGGAGACCGUAAAGGUUAAAUUCAUUCACGAUCAGUCAUCGGCCAACCCUAAGUACCACGGCUUCUUCCAUGGAGUGCGGGAGAUCAUCAGGACCCAGGGUAUCCGAGGAACAUACCAAGGUCUCACGGCAACUGUCCUCAAGCAGGGCUCCAAUCAGGCCAUACGAUUCUACGUCAUGACGUCACUCAAGAACUGGUACAAAGGUGAUAACCCAGACAAAGCCAUGCACCCCGUGAUCACGGGCACGUUCGGGGCCAUCGCUGGGGCUGCCAGUGUGUUUGGGAACACGCCUCUCGAUGUGAUCAAGACCAGGAUGCAGGGUCUGGAGGCUCAUAAAUAUAAGAGCACCCUGGACUGUGCAGUGCAGAUUAUGAGACACGAGGGACCCGCAGCUUUCUAUAAGGGCACAGUUCCUCGGCUUGGUCGAGUAUGUCUGGACGUGGCCAUAGUCUUCAUAAUCUACGAGGAGGUGGUCAAGGUCCUCAACAAAGUGUGGAAGACGGAGUAGUGAGGAGAGAGAAAGAGAGAGAGAGGGGGAGAGAGAGAAGAGGGUAGAAGAGGCUCGUCAUCCUGGCAAGUUCGAAGGGAUGUCAUCACUGUGCUAAAGGAUUCUAGAAGAUUCUCCAACUUAUUAAUGGAGGAAUAUUGUUGAAUAUAGAGGAAUACAUUGUUGGCACAGAGACCAACUGUCAAAAUCAUGUCACUAAAUUCCAUGACUCAUAUGACCCCUUCUCAUUGGUGCAUUUCCAGUGAUGCAUUUGCAUACAUGAAUGUCCAUUGGUCCAUCCUCUUGUACAUGUAAACACAUCUCUUAGUGCCUAUUGGUCCGUUCUCUGUGUUGUGCAUUUUAAGGUUAACAGAUUGUGGUCCUGAUGGUGUUACUAUGGUAAUGUGAUGUCAGGUGUGUAACUUGUGCCAAUGUUGCCCAGUGGCUGUAGCCUACAUGUUUGUUUUACUUUUAGCGGACCACACUAAUGUCACUUUGAAAGUCUAGAAGUGCACAGACGAACAUUUUAGUGUACGUUUCUUCAGAAGUGAUUGUAAAAAUGAGCAGAGAUGAAAUCAUAGAGAGAGUAUAUUUAGCAUAUUUAUUUAUGAUUGAUAAAGAGCAGAAAUACAAGUAAUUAUUCUUUCUUACAUUAUAUAAAUCAGCCUUUAAUUUUAAGUGUCUAUUUAGUAUGGGUGGGGAAAUGCUGUUAAAAUGUUUAAAUAUGCAAAUAUGAAAAGUAUUUAUCUGUCUGGCCUCAAGGCAAAGACCAAUUACUUUGCUGCUCAUGAGAUAUCCAGCAGCAACAACAACAACAACAACAGACACAAAUUCCUUAGACUGUGCCAAGUUGAGUAUGAGUGUAUGUGUGAGUGUGUGUGUGUGUAUGAGAGACGGAGAGGAAGAGAGAGAGAUAGUCUGUGUGUGUGUGUGUGUGUGUGUGUGUGUGUGUGUGUGUGUGAGUGAGAGAGAGAUGGAGAGGAAGAGAGAGAGAUAGUCUGUGUGUGUGUGUGUGUGUGUGUGUGUGUGCUGCAGGGUAUCUCAUUCCACUGAUGUGUUUACUUUCAGUGUAUUUUCCUUUGGUUGGGCUGCUGCUUUCUAGUUUUGGGGUUUUGGUACAGGCAUGCCAAAGGCCUCCAUAGGGGGCCUUAAGAGAAUCACUUGUGAUCCUUCUACAUUCAUGGGGGGUUUUGGUUAUCAUUGAUGCCCUUGUUUACGUUAUUAUGGGAUAUUUUUAAAAACAGAUUUUUUUUUUGGUUUUAAUAAACUAUAUUUUGUAUUGAUUUUCAGUAAUUCCUUACAUUUUCCACAUGUGCCUGAUUUAAGUUUGAAAUGUAACUAAAAACCUAAUUUAUCUUUUUAUCUAAUUGAUUUAUUUUUUAAUCAUGUGUGUGUCUACAGUGUGCAUAUGUGUGUGUGUGUGUGUGUGUGUGUGUGUGUGUGGGGCGUGGGUCUCUUGGUCUUAUUCAUUGCAGUGUGUGGUGCUGAGUGGCUCUCUGUUGUUGAUUAGUGAAAUGUUGUGUUCAAUCUGUCAUUUCAUACAGUCAGCAUCUCAAAUGACUAUGAUAAACAUCUCUUUCAGAAGAUAAUGUCUAAUGAUGGUGUCAUCUCAUUUUACCUGGAUGUUAGGAAGGAGAAUGAAGCUGUUGUAUGUGUGUGUGGGUGUGUGUGUGUGUGCCUAUGAGAGAGAGAGAGAGAGAGAGAGAGUGAAUGAGUGAGUGUGUGUGUCUGGUGUGUGUGUGUGUGUGUGUGUGUGUGUGUGUGUGUGUGUGUGUGUGUGUGUGUGUGUGUGUGUGUGUGUGUGUGUGUGUGUGUCUGGGCUGUGCCUCGUAAUCUGUGUUGGUGGAAUUGUCAAUAUUCUCUUCGUGCCACUGUUCUGUUGAGACAUGAUAGAGCGAUUUUAUUUUCUUAACUCAUCAAAUAAUAAAAUAACAAUGCAAUACA
Sardina pilchardus (European sardine) is the source of this 2592-nucleotide messenger RNA. RefSeq names its product tricarboxylate transport protein B, mitochondrial. NCBI's taxonomy places the organism in Eukaryota, Metazoa, Chordata, Actinopteri, Clupeiformes, Clupeidae. The coding region runs from base 1 to 669 and encodes 222 amino acids. Gene Ontology annotation, biological process: mitochondrial citrate transmembrane transport. The record is from RefSeq and is a predicted model, not a curated record. The transcript is spliced from 8 exons. Gene Ontology annotation, molecular function: citrate secondary active transmembrane transporter activity. Gene Ontology annotation, cellular component: mitochondrion.